Molecule: messenger RNA, 837 nt
Organism: Oncorhynchus kisutch (coho salmon)
Lineage: Eukaryota; Metazoa; Chordata; Actinopteri; Salmoniformes; Salmonidae
Product: VPS10 domain-containing receptor SorCS1-like
Exons: 8
Coding region: 1-837 (278 amino acids)
Cellular component (GO): membrane
Molecular function (GO): protein binding
Source: RefSeq, a predicted model, not a curated record
AUGGUCUAUAAGUCUUCUCAAUUUUUUUUCAUUUACAGAUCAACAGACUAUGGCUCCACCUAUGAGAGGAUGAAUGACAAAGUGGGAUCUAAGACGGUGCUCAGUUACCUGUAUGUCUGUCCAUCCAACAAGAGAAAGGUAAGACAAACUUCAAAAGACGGCACCAUGAAGACCAGUGUGCUCAUCAGCUCAGAUGAAGGAGCGAGCUAUCAGAAUUAUCACCUCAGCUUCUACAUCCUAAGCCCUAUGUUCCAUCCAACACAGGAUGAUUGGGACCUAGCCUAUAGCCAUGGCCAGAAGUUGUACGCCUCCCUGGAAUUUGGGAGAAAAUGGCAGCUGGUUCAUGAGCAUGUGAACAGGUUCUACUGGGUAAUUUUUGAUGAGGGGCGGCAGUGGGCCAGACACAGCUUCUCAUUGGUGCCUCUGUUCAUGGAAGGAAUGCUGGUGGAGGCCGGGAUAGAGAUCCAGAUCAUGACGGUCAUUUUUGAUGAGGGGCGGCAGUGGGCAAGACACAGCUUCUCAUUGGUGCCUCUGUUCGUGGAAGGGAUGCUGGUGGAGGCCGGGACAGAGAUCCAGAUCAUCACAGGACUAGGGACGAUGGAGGAAUGGAGGGAUGACAUGAGUAGUGAUGAAAGGGUAGGGGUGAAAGUGAUUAUAGCUAUGAACGGCGUAGAGAAGGGAACUGUCUACCAGCAUUCUGGUUCAACCCAGCUGUCAUAUCAAGGAGCUGCAGCCAAGGACAGAAGUACCUCAUCGGCACAGGGUGAGUUGCACAUAGUGUCAGCGUAUGCGCAACUGGUCGAAGGAUGUCAGGUGCAGGAGAGCAGAGAUGAGUGA